AUGGUAAGUUCUUUUGAAGAGAACUUCAGAGUUAAUUCUAUUACAGCAUAUAAUGAGAAAAACAAAUUCGAUUCAACAUAGUCUAGAGAAACUUAAAUUGUUUAUGAGGCUAUUGUUAAUUGUUUAGAAAAAGCUACAGAAUUAGGAGUUAAAUCUAUUGCCUUCUCUGUUAUGGAUUAAUAACUCAUACAAAUUACAAGAAGUAAAUUGGCUUCAGUUAUGCUUUUUGCAAUCAAAACUUUCUUGAGAGACAAUAUUAGCAAAACUACCUUAGUAGAAAUUAGAAUUUCAUCAUGUGAAGCUCCAUCAUUCAAAAUUUAUAGAACCUAUAUGAAUUAAAUUUUAAAUGAUUAGGGUGAAACUACUAUAGAAAAACUCUUUUAAUAAGAAGAAUAAAUUUAUUAAUAAGAAUUCAAAAUUGUCAGUUAGAGUGAUAUCAAGAAAGAUGAUAUUCGAAAAUUUUGCAAUGGAUGUUAGGAAGGAGAUUAUCAAGCUAAAGAUUUUAAAAGUUCUUUUUGA
Molecule: messenger RNA, 519 nt
Organism: Paramecium sonneborni
Lineage: Eukaryota; Ciliophora; Oligohymenophorea; Peniculida; Parameciidae
Source: the annotation of a GenBank genome assembly